AUGGGACUCACCAAAGAACAGAUCGAAACCUUCCACAGAGAAGGAAUGCUCUGCAUUCCGGACUUUUUGUCCAAAGAACAGAUUGGAAAGCUUAUGGGACGGUCACGUGAGCUUUUGACGGGUUUUGACCCAUCCCAGCAUCCCAAAACCCAGUUCAAAACAGGCGACAACGAUCACGUUGGAGACGAAUACUUUUUUGACUCCGCCGACAAGGUGCUGUACUUUUUCGAUACUGACGCGUUCGAUGUAGACGGCAAUUUGAAGUAUUCCAAGGAAUUGGCCAUCAACAAGAUCGGCCAUGGGUUGCACAUGAAAGAUAAGACAUUUGAGGAGAUCACUUUCGAUAGAAAAGUGCAAGAAAUCGCUCGGGACUUGGAAUUCAAGGACCCCCGGGUGCUCCAGAGUAUGAUGAUCUUCAAAAACCCUGUUUCUGCCUCGUUUUCAUCCAGAGAAAACGCCGUUCCUCCUCAUACAGAUGCCACCUUCUUAUUCACAAAGCCACAAACGGCGCUUGGCUUUUGGUUUGCUUUGGAAGAUUGCACCAAGGAAAACGGGUGUCUUUCGUAUAAUCCUGGAACGCACAAGACGGUUCCACUUACAAAGCGUUUUGUCAAAAUUGACCAGGGCGCCAAAGGAUGCAAUUUCAUUCCUGUCGAGCACGGCGAAGCCUCUCAGGAAGACAAGGAGGAGGACUACAAGCUCGUGGAGUGCAAGGCGGGAUCUCUCAUCUUGAUCAACCACUCUGUGCUCCACAAGUCUGAAAAGAACCACCUGGACAAGUCUCGUUACGCCUAUGCCUUCCAUGUUAUAGACGGCACGGCAGAGUACGAUAAUUUGAACUGGUUGCAGGUGCCUCCAUCGCCACAGGGAGGCACGGCGUUCUCCAAGUUGUAUGAGCCUCCAGUUGCAGCUUGA
Messenger RNA from Candidozyma duobushaemuli, 915 nucleotides. RefSeq lists its product as uncharacterized. The record is from RefSeq and is a predicted model, not a curated record. Lineage: Eukaryota; Fungi; Ascomycota; Pichiomycetes; Serinales; Metschnikowiaceae. The transcript has a single exon. Bases 1 to 915 code for a protein of 304 amino acids.